Frankliniella occidentalis (western flower thrips) is the source of this 1250-nucleotide messenger RNA. RefSeq names its product myocilin-like. Gene Ontology annotation, biological process: signal transduction. The record is from RefSeq and is a predicted model, not a curated record. Lineage: Eukaryota; Metazoa; Arthropoda; Insecta; Thysanoptera; Thripidae.
GUGCGCAUGCGGCUGAACGUGACCAGGAUGGCCCCCGCGGACUUCGGCCAGUACAAGUGCUUCGCCAAGAACAGCAUGGGGCUGGUGGUGGGCGACUUCCACGUCAAUGAGCGCGACCCGCGGCUCGCCACGCCACCACCGCUGCAGGGCGGGCGCACGUCGGGAGCCUCGUUCGGCACCCACUCGCCGCGGCUGCAGUCCGAGGAGGACCUCUGCCCCCCGCAGCCGCAGUGCCCCGAGUGCCCCGCCAACCACACGGCGGGCGGCGUCACGGAGCUGCGCUGUCACAGCUCGGGCUACGACUGGAGCCGCAACCUGCACUCCGAGGGCCUGGAGCUGCCCAACAAGGCUAGCUGGGUCGGCUACCCCCGCAACCGGUCGCUCAACUGCAAGCUGUACGCCGUGGGCAAGGCGGUGUACAUGGGCUCCACGUCGGCGGUGCUCAGCUCGUGGAUGCGGGACGCCCUGCCCGUCACCGAGGCCGCCGCCGAGCAGUUCUGGUCCACCAAGCCGACGGCCGACUCGGUGCUGUACGAGUACGUCAACAAGACGGCCUUCCGCGGCCCGCACCCCACCAGAGAGAUCAAGCUUCCGCAGCCCUUCCAGGGCAACUCGCACGUCGUCUACAACAACAAGUUCUUCUACGCGUCCACGACCGGCCGCAUGGUGCGCCUCGACCUGCAGAAGAACGACUGGAAGGACAUGGAGGUGCCCUACCUGGGCGGCCGCCUCUACAAGAACAGGCUCAACGUCAUGGACUUCAACGUGGACGACAACGGCCUCUGGGUCAUCUACAACCUCAAGGACUCGAACAACACGGUGGUCAUGAAGGUGGAGCCUUUCGAAGCGGAACUGCACGCGCAGUACGCGUGGAACAUCAGCAUCAACAACCACCUCGUCGGCGAGAUGUUCAUCGUGUGCGGCGUCCUGUACGUGGUGGACAGCGUGGAGGAGAACACCAACAUCAGGUUCGCCCUCGACCUGUACAACAACAGGGUGCUCAAGGACGUGGACCUGCCGUUCACCAACCCGUUCUUCAAUACCACCAUGCUGGGGUACAGCCACCGGCACAAGGAGCUGUACUCUUACGACAAAGGCAACCAGCUGACGUACCCGGUGCGCUACCACGUGAUCGACGACGACAAGGCCGGCAAGGAGGACAAAGGGGAGCCCGAAGCCAGCGCGCGCGUGGAGACGGGCGUGGACGUGGACUCGUGACAUUAAACGAAACGGGGGAGAGAAAAAAAAAA